CGGUGGGCCAUUGAGUGAGAAUCAUCAGCCGCAGGUUUGGGCACUAUGGCGACGGUUUUGGAUGGACUCGUUUCGAUCUCCUUGAGAAAGUUGGGUCAGCUUGUCGAGGAUGAGGUUGUGAUGACAUUAUCUGUGGGAAGGGAUAUCAAGAGGCUCAAGCAAAAUCUGGAAGGCUUCAGGGCAGUUCGUCGGGAUGCCGAAGCUGUAGCCAUGAGAGAUGAAGUGAUCAAUUUAUGGUGGAAGCGCAUCAGUGAUGUUAUGUUCAAUGUUGAUGAUGUCAUAGAUCUUUUUAUGGUUCAUUCAAAUAUGCGGCACAUAUCGUCGCCAUGUUGCUCCAUGUUCUCUUGUUUCACAAAGCUUCUAGAUGAUCACAGGGUUGGUAUAAGAAUCAAGAGCAUAAGCUUAGAGCUUGAUGAUAUUAGCAGGAAAGUAAACAUGUACACCCCGGGGAGACCCAGAUCUCCACAGCAACAGCUAACAACUGUGGAUACAGCUCCUAUAGUUGAACCAGGGAUUGUUGGAACAGCUAUCACUCGUGAUGUUGAUUCCAUGGUACAAGAUAUUGUUGUCGGCGUGUUCAAGAAAAAUGAGCCAAGUGUUUUUGGGAUUGAAGGGAUGGGAGGCAUUGGCAAGACAACCUUAGCUCAGAAGAUAUUUUGUGACCAGAGGAUAAAGGAAGUAUUCCAGAUUCAUAUAUGGUUGUGUAUCUCUGAGACCUUUGUCGCAACUGGGUUGCUAAAGCAGGCAAUACGAAUGGCCAGAGGAAACUGUGAUCAACUGGAGCCCGGUGAACUUUUAGUACGUCUAAAAGAAACCAUCGAAGGAAAGAGUGUUUUUCUUGUAUUGGAUGAUGUGCCGAAUCCUUAUGUCUGGAACAAUCUUCUUCGGGCACCUUUAUAUGGAGCAUUGAAUGCAUGUGUCCUUGUCACCACAAGAAACCAGGAUGUUUUGCAAGCAAUGAAUGCAACACAUACCCACCAAGUAAACAGAAUGAGUGAGGAUGAUGGCUUGAGGCUGCUUAUGAAGAAUGCCUUCCAACCGUAUAAUGGUACAUUCCAGGAGUUGGGGCGUGCGAUUGUAGGAAGAUGUGAUGGCCUUCCUCUCGCCAUCAAGGUUGUUGCAGGUGUCCUGUCCACCAGAAGAACCGUGGGGCAGUGGGAGAUGGUCCGAGAUAGCGAAUGGUAUGUUGAAGGACUCCCCCCCGGAGUAGGAGGCCCAUUGUAUGUAAGUUACAGAAACCUACCUGAUGAACUGAAGCAGUGCUUUCUCUGGUGUGCUUUGUUGCCUCCAAAUUUCGGAAAACAUCGUGAUGCUGUCUCUUACUGGUGGGUUGCCGAAGGUUUUGUGAGGAAAGAGCGUGGACGCUCAAUACAUAAGACUGCUGAAGGGUACUACUAUGAACUGAUUAAGAGGAAUCUUCUGCAACCAAAACCUGAGUUCGUGGACCAAGGCGUCUCAACGAUGCAUGAUGUAUUGAGGUCACUUGGACAACAUCUGAUAAAGGACCACUCCUUAUACAUGAAAGUGGAAAAUGAUCUCUCCACAUUCAUGAAUGAUGAAAACAGUGUAGCCCGACCGAAUCUGCGCCGCUUAGGGAUCAGUACUGAUGUGGAAGAAUUACCUGCUCUAGAAGAGCACAAGGUCUUGAGGACCCUCCUAGUUUUUUAUAACCAGAACUUCAGGUCAGUUCGUGAUGACAUUUUCAGAAGGCUCCAGCAUAUCCGUGUACUAAUUUUCAGUGGAACAAGCAUCCAGAACAUACCAGAAUCAGUGGGAAACUUGGUACUACUGAAGUUACUAGAUCUGAGCCACACUGAAAUUAAGGAACUUCCAGAGUCCACGGGGAGGCUUAUCAGCCUCGAAUACCUCUGUUUGCGUGGUUGCCACCAGCUCCAUAGCCUGCCAGCUAGUUUAAUGAGAUUGUGGAAUAUAAGUUUUCUUGAGCUAGAAGAUACUGCACUUGAUCAUGUUCCAAAAGGGAUAGAAAAGUUUAAAAAGCUCUACAACCUUAGAGGAGUUUUUGAGAGUGAGACUGGAUUCAGAUUGGAUGAACUGCAAUGCCUCCCCAAUAUACAUCGUCUGUGGGUUACAAAGCUGGAGCAGGCGACACCAGGGGGUCAAAAGGUACUGGAGAACAGCCAUCGUCUUAUAGAACUUGGACUCCGCUGCACAAUGGGCGUGAGUACUAAUGACAGAACUCUUUACACGGAUGAUAAGAUUCAGAUAAUUCAGAAAGUCUACGAGAAACUCAAACCAUCGCGAAGCCUAGAAUAUAUUUUUAUUGUUGGGUUCCCUGGUAUAAAGUUCCCAGAAUGGUUAUUCUCAGAACCUGAACAUAAUAUUCCAAAUUUGCGUCAUAUGCACCUGAAUGAGUGCAUAUCAUGUUCAGAGCUUCCACCAGCAGGCCAGAUGCCACAACUGCUAGUUCUUCAGAUUAAAGGUGCAGAUGCUGUAGAGAGCAUUGGCACAGAACUCCUGGGUAAAGGAGUCGGAAGUCCAGCAGUCUUUUUCCCAGAGCUUGAACUCCUUCACAUCAUUGGCAUGUGCAAUUUGCAAAAUUGGUCCCUCGACACUGGGAAUCCCUGUGAUAUUUUGGAGGACAACUUUAAAAAGUACAUGAUGCCUAAACUCCAGCGUUUGCUGCUUCUUGAUUGCCCAAGACUGAGAGCUCUCUCUCCGGAUUUUUUGAUUAAUCUGACGAGAAUCCACAUUGAAGGUGCUCAUGAGCUGCAAGAAGUUGUCAACCUUCCUGCAGUUGUGUGGCUCAAGGUGAAGAAUAACACAUGUUUGAGGAAGAUUGCCAACCUGGGUAAUCUGCAGGACUUGUUUGCACAGGACUGCCCAGCGCUGGAUCAAGCAAACAACCUGUGGUCGCUGAGACGAGUGUACAUGAUUAACUGUGUGCGUGCCCAAGAGUUCAGCGAUUGUCUCCCGGGAGAAGAUCAAGGCGUCCUGGUCCAUGUUGCUGCAGAUGGACGUAAUAUCUUCCCAGAUGAAACUCUCUACAAUUAA
Molecule: messenger RNA, 3012 nt
Organism: Lolium rigidum
Lineage: Eukaryota; Viridiplantae; Streptophyta; Magnoliopsida; Poales; Poaceae
Product: putative disease resistance protein RGA3
Exons: 1
Coding region: 46-3012 (988 amino acids)
Biological process (GO): defense response to other organism
Molecular function (GO): ADP binding
Source: RefSeq, a predicted model, not a curated record